UCAGAGCUAGCCACAUUCAUGCUUGAGGUUCUGGGCCCGUAUGCCGUCAACGUGACCACAGCCGUUUAUCUAUGCCAGGGGCGUGGCCACUGCUUGCGCCACAAAUCCAAGAGCUCCGCCUACCUGCACCUGCCGCCCUCCAACUUUCUGAUGACAGAGAGGAAGGUAGAGAUGGUGCAGGUCACGGACCAGCUGGACCCUGGCAACCUGGAGGCCUGGAAGAGGGACUUAAAGUGCCAGUGUUAUGAGUCCCUGGAGGGGCCAGUCACCGAUGAGGUCCUCAAGGACAGGGCUGAGGUCAGGGCACGGAGUGCCCUUCCAGCCAGACUGAAUCCCCCCUUAUUGAGUGAGCUGAACCAGGGAACCAGCCCCACCUUCGCUCUCUUGAACCACAGUGGACCGUCACUCACUGCACCUCUCCUACCUCUACUGCUGGUAUUAACCACAGCUUUAAGCCUUAGCCUGAACACAGACUUAUGCCUGAACUCCUGA
Molecule: messenger RNA, 492 nt
Organism: Oncorhynchus mykiss (rainbow trout)
Lineage: Eukaryota; Metazoa; Chordata; Actinopteri; Salmoniformes; Salmonidae
Source: RefSeq, a predicted model, not a curated record